Messenger RNA from Benincasa hispida (wax gourd), 3036 nucleotides. Its product is annotated as Potassium transporter family protein. Gene Ontology annotation, biological process: potassium ion transmembrane transport. Gene Ontology annotation, cellular component: membrane. The record is from RefSeq and is a predicted model, not a curated record. Gene Ontology annotation, molecular function: potassium ion transmembrane transporter activity. NCBI's taxonomy places the organism in Eukaryota, Viridiplantae, Streptophyta, Magnoliopsida, Cucurbitales, Cucurbitaceae.
UUUGAUUAAUGGGGAGAACUCUCUCAAUUAUAUGAGAGGAUUAUUACAUAGACAUGAUAUUGUUUUUUAUAUUGGAACAACUACCAAUAAUUAAAAGGUGCAGCUCGUCGCAAUGCGGCGUCAUUCAAUAAUUUAUAUGAUCGGAAUAGUUUUUAAUGACGGUGGCGUUUACGUAACUGGUAGAGGCCAACAAUAGCAAGGAGAGGAGAACAAACCUCAGUCUCCAAUGGGAAUGUGAGCCCUUGAUUUUUGUCAUCUCUAUCUUUGCCUCGUUUUGCUGAAUCCAUCACGUUGUUCCUGCUGAAGAUAUGCUUAGGGAGGAAUAACUGCAGGGGAAAUUCGAGGGUUUCGGAGAAUUGGUGAAGAUAUGGAGCAUGGAGAUCGAAUUGAAGAAGGUAGCUCCAGAUUGCUGGGGGGUAGUAGCGUUACUGGGAGUAGUAAUGAUUAUAGGUGGGUUGAUGGCAGUGAAGUGGACUCCGAGUCGCCUCCAUGGUCGCUGUUUGAAGAAAGAGAGAGCGGGGAAGGAUAUGGAUCUAUCAGAAGGAGGUUGAUUAAGAAGCCCAAGAGAGUUGAUUCUUUUGAUGUUGAAGCAAUGGAGAUUGCCGGUGCCAACUAUCAUCAUUUAAAGGAUGUUUCCAUUUUGCAAACUAUUGCUAUAGCAUUUCAAACACUCGGUGUUGUAUACGGUGACAUGGGUACAAGUCCAUUAUACGUCUUUGCUGAUGUAUUCACCAAGGUGCAUAUUGAGGCAGACGUUGAUGUCCUGGGGGCUCUUUCCUUAGUGAUUUAUACAAUCGCUCUUAUUCCGUUGGCAAAAUAUGUUUUCGUAGUGCUCAGAGCCAAUGACAAUGGUGAAGGAGGAACAUUUGCAUUGUAUUCGCUUAUCUGUAGGUAUGCCAAAGUUAACUUGCUGCCUAACCGUCAGCCAGCUGACGAACAUAUCUCAAGUUUUAAGCUUAAACUACCCACGCCAGAGUUGGAAAGGGCCUUACAUAUCAAAGAGACUCUGGAGAAGAGAUCAUCCUUGAAAACUCUUAUAUUGCUGUUGGUUCUGAUGGGCACUUCAAUGAUUAUUGGGGAUGGUAUUCUAACCCCAGCAAUAUCAGUGAUGUCUGCUGUGAGUGGUCUGCAGGGAGAAAUAAAGUCAUUCGAUACAAAUGCUGUGGUUAUUGUUUCAAUCAUAAUCCUUGUGGUCUUGUUCAGCAUACAGAAAUUUGGAACUGGGAAAGUAGGAUUUUUGUUUGCUCCUGUGCUUGCUUUGUGGUUUUUUAGUCUGGGAUCUAUUGGAAUUUACAAUGUAGUGAAGUAUGAUCCCACCGUUGUAAGGGCUCUCAAUCCUGUUUACAUCUAUUUAUUCUUCAAGAAAAAUUCAAAUAAUGCAUGGUCAGCUCUCGGUGGUUGUGUUUUGUGCGUAACAGGAGCUGAAGCAAUGUUUGCUGAUCUAGGCCAUUUCACUGUGCCAGCCAUACAGAUUGCCUUCACAUGUGUUGUUUUCCCCUGCCUUCUCUUGGCAUACAUGGGCCAGGCUGCGUACCUUAUGAAACAUCCAUCUUCUGCAGCAAGAAUAUUUUAUGAGUCUGUGCCAGCAAGUCUCUUUUGGCCGGUCUUUGUGACAGCAACACUUGCUGCUAUGAUCGCAAGCCAAGCAAUGAUAUCUGCAACCUUUUCUUGUGUCAAGCAAUCUAUGGCUCUUGGAUGUUUCCCGAGAAUGAAGAUAGUUCACACCUCUAAGAGACGAAUGGGUCAAAUUUACAUCCCUGUGAUCAAUUGGUUUUUGAUGAUAAUGUGCAUAUUUGUCGUUGCAAUAUUUCGGAGGACUACAGACAUCGCCAAUGCUUAUGGUAUUGCUGAAGUUGGUGUGAUGCUGGUGAGCACAGUCCUGGUGACUCUAGUAAUGCUUCUAAUCUGGCAGACAAAUUUGUUUCUUGCAUUGUGUUUCCCACUUGUGUUUGGGUCAGUGGAAUUGAUAUACUUAACUGCAGUUUUAUCAAAAAUCAGAGAGGGUGGAUGGUUGCCACUUGCUUUUGCUUCCGUCUUCCUCUCUGUGAUGUACACAUGGAACUAUGGGAGUGUAUUGAAGUAUCAAAGUGAAGUGAGAGACAAGAUAUCAACGGAUUUCUUGGUUGAGCUUGGAUCUACACUCGGAACCGUAAGAGUUCCAGGAAUUGGUCUCCUCUACAAUGAUCUUGUGCAAGGUAUUCCUGCAAUUUUUGGGCAAUUUCUUCUUAGCCUUCCAGCCAUCCACUCAACAAUUGUGUUCGUGUGCAUUAAAUAUGUUCCAAUCCCUGUGGUUCCGCAAGAGGAAAGGUUUUUGUUUAGGAGGGUUGGCCCAAAAGAUUACCAUAUGUUCCGUUGCAUUGCGAGAUAUGGUUACAAGGAUGUACGGAAGGAAGAUCACCAUGCGUUUGAGCAACUUCUGAUGGAAAGCCUUGAGAAGUUCUUAAGAAAGGAGUCUCAAGAUCUUGCCCUGGAGAGCAAUGUGAAUGAGUUGGAAUUCGAUAAUAUUUCAGAGCGGUCGCGGGAUUCUCUAACUCUAGGUGUUACUGAUGUAGAUGAGUUGAGAAUUUCAUUGAUAGAACAGGAAAGAACUGUGAUUUCGGAAGACGCUUUUGGGGAACGGUUGCCGUCCAGCAUUAUGGCAUCAGAUGAUGACCCUAGCUUGGAGUAUGAGCUAUCAGCCCUUCGGGAAGCCAUGGAUUCAGGAUUUACAUAUCUACUGGCACAAGGGGACGUCCGAGCAAAGAAAAACUCAUUUUUUAUUAAGAAGCUUGUUAUAAAUUAUUUCUAUGCAUUCCUAAGGAGGAACUGUAGGGGUGGUGCAGCAACAAUGCGAGUUCCUCACAUGAACAUCAUGCAAGUUGGGAUGACUUACAUGGUUUGAUGAGACUAUUAUUAUUGUUAAACUCCAUAGUCUGCUCAUGAACUACUUGAAUGGAAGAAUAUUUGCAGAUGGUUAGGAUAAAUUAAAGGGCAGUUUGCAUAGGCCCCCCAAUAAAAGAAAAAGAAAUAAAAUUUGCAGGCGUGCCUUUAUUGUUU